Brachypodium distachyon (stiff brome) is the source of this 3717-nucleotide messenger RNA. Its product is annotated as C2 and GRAM domain-containing protein At1g03370. Bases 1 to 3198 code for a protein of 1065 amino acids. Lineage: Eukaryota; Viridiplantae; Streptophyta; Magnoliopsida; Poales; Poaceae. The record is from RefSeq and is a predicted model, not a curated record. The transcript is spliced from 9 exons.
AUGAGGCUGAAUGUGCGUGUGAUCGGAGCCCGCAACCUGCGGGCCAUGGAUUUCAACGGCUUCAGCGAUCCGUACGUGAAGCUGCAGGUCGGGAAGCAGAGGUUCAAGACCAAGGUGGUCAAGAUGAACCUGAACCCGGAGUGGGAUCAGGAGUUCAGUUUUGUUGUCUCCGAUGUCCGGGAAGUGCUCAAGUUCUGUGUCUACGACGAAGACAUGAUUGGGAUCGAUGACUUCCUGGGGCAGGUGAAGGUGCCACUGGAGGACCUGCUGGCUGCGGAGAACUUCUCGCUUGGUACACAAUGGUACCAGCUUCUUCCAAAGAGCAAGAGCGACAAGGCAGUCGAUUGCGGGGAGAUUUGUCUCGCAAUAUCUUUAGAAACAGCUGGGGCCACACGAUCAUGGUCUGAUGAUCUUGCAACUGAAUUAACUGGCAUACAUAGCGACUAUUCAUUAUCAUCAAGUCAAAGCACUGGAACAUCACUUGCAUUAGCUUAUCAAGAAAAUGAAGCUUCGAAAGAAGAUAAUAUCAAUGAGUAUUCUGAUGGAUCUGAAAUCCAUGAAGAGGACAAAUGUAGCAUUGGUAGAGAGCAAACAACUGCAGAGGCCAAACCUAAUGGGAUUUCUAGUGGAGCAGAAACUUCUAAAGCAGAGAAGCUUGAUAAGACCUCGCUUGUUGAUCGUGUCUGUCAAAUGUUUGUCAGGAAAAAUGAUGAUGCUGUACCAACAACAUCUUUAGCAAAGACUGAGGCUUCAGAAGAAGUUCAAGAAGCACCAGCAGGAUUUGAGGCUUCUGUAAGCCAAAGUGAUGAUAUGUGUUCAGAGGCUCCAUUUGAUGAGCUACUGAGAUCUUUUGAAUCAAGGCAUGAAGGAGUUGAAAUGCCUGUAAAUUUACAAGGAAUUCUUAUAAACCAGUCAUAUUUUACGUCGCCUAAUGAUUUGAAUAACCUUCUCUUCUCACCGGAUUCGGAUUUUCGGCGAACACUGGUCCAGCUUCAGGGUUGUACUGAUUUCACAAGUGAACCCUGGAUAAUUGGUAAUGGUGGGGAGACCCUUAAGAGAGUGAUAACUUAUACAACUGCACCAUCCAAAUUGGUUAAAGCUGUUAGAGCAACAGAGGAACAAUCUUAUUUGAAGGCUGAUGGAAAAGAGUAUUCAGUUUUAUUGAGUGCUAGCACCCCAGAUGUUCCUUGUGGUACUUAUUUUCGCACAGAAGUUCUUUUCCGUAUUAUGCCAGGUCCUGAACUUGAUUCUGAGCAACAGACUUCACAUUUGGUAAUUUCUUGGCGCAUGAAUUUUCUUCAGAGUACUAUGAUGAAAGGUAUUAUAGAAAAUGGCGCAAGACAAGGCUUGGAGCAAAAUUAUGCACAGUUUUUGGAUUUACUGUCAGAGAAGGUAAAGCCAAUUGAUGUAGAAGAUGCUGGGUCAGACAAAGAACAGGUCUUAUCUUCGUUGCAAGGGGGUCAGGAGUCUGAUUGGAAGAUAGCAUUCCUAUACUUCUGCAACUUUGGUGUCCUGUCCUCUCUUUUUGUAGCCCUGUACAUUGUUGUGCAUGUUUCACUUGUGAAUUCAGGUGCAGUUCAGGGGCUUGAGUUUCCUGGAUUAGAUCUGCCAGAUUCUCUCAGUGAGAUUGUGAUGGGUGGGCUGUUGUUUCUUCAGGUGCAAAACAUGUAUAAGAAACUCAUGUGCUUUUUUCAGGCAAGGGAACAAAAAGUUGGUGAUCAUGGUGUGAAAGCACAAGGUGACGGAUGGUUGUUGACAGUCGCCUUAAUUGAGGGAACCAAAUUGGCACCAGUUGAUGCUACUGGUUUCUCUGAUCCUUAUGUGGUGUUUACUUGUAAUGGUAAAACAAAAACAAGUUCAAUCAAGUUCCAAACUCUGGAACCUCAGUGGAAUGAUAUCUUUGAGUUUGAUGCCAUGGAUGAUCCUCCAUCAGUGAUGAAUGUACAUGUAUAUGAUUUUGAUGGACCAUUUGACGAAGUUACCUCUCUUGGACAUGCUGAAAUAAACUUUGUCAAAUCAAACUUGUCAGAGCUAGCCGAUGUAUGGAUUCCUCUUCAAGGCAACCUGGCUCAGUCCAGGCAGUCUAAGUUACACCUAAGAAUUUUUUUGAACAACUCAAAGGGCACUGGUAUGGUGACCGAGUAUCUGAGCAAAAUGGAGAAAGAAGUUGGUAAGAAGAUGACGUUGCGGUCUCCUCGAACUAAUACUGCAUUCCAGGAGCUCUUCUCUCUCCCAGCAGAAGAAUUUCUCAUCAGCAGUUUUACUUGCUACUUGAAGAGGAAAUUGCAUACACAGGGCCACCUUUUCUUGUCUCCAAGAAUAAUUGGGUUUUAUUCAAGCAUGUUUGGCCGAAAAACAAAGUUUUUCUUUCUAUGGGAGGAUAUUGAAGAUAUACAGGCAAUUCCUCCAUCGCUAUCGUCAUGGAGUCCAUCCCUUGCAAUAAUUCUUCACAAAGGUAGAGGAAUGGAUGCAAAGCAUGGUGCCAAGAGCGUGGAGAAUGGAAAGCUAAAGUUUUCUCUGCAGUCAUUUGCAUCAUUUAGUGUGGCCAAUAGGACAAUAAUGGCGUUAUGGAAAGCAAGAUCUUUGAGCUCUGAGACUAAAGUACAGAUUGCUGAGGAACAAUCCCAUAAUAAUACCCUUCAGAGUGAGGACAGUGGAAUUUUUGCUGGUGUUGAGGAUUCCAAGAGCCUUCAGAUGAGCGAAGUUUUCUCCUCAGUCAUUUCUGCUAAUAUGGCUUCACUUAUGGAGGUGUUUGGAGGAGGUUCGUUGGAGAUGAAAGUCAUGGAGAAGGUCGGAUGUCUCAAAUACUCGGCUACACAAUGGGAACCAGAUAAACCUGAUGAAUAUCAACGACAAAUUCAUUACAAGUUUAGCAGGAAAUUGUCUCCUGUUGGAGGAGAAGUUACUGGAACACAGCUGAAAUCUCCUAUGCCCAACAACAAAGGCUGGAUUAUUGAAGAGGUGAUGGAACUCCAAGGAGUCCUUCUUGGCGACUUCUUCACGCUUCAUAUAAAGUAUCAAGUCGAAGACCUGGCUCCUAAACAAAAGGCGUGCAGUGUCCAAGUCUAUCUUGGAAUUGAAUGGUCAAAGACCACCAGGCAUCAGAAGAGAAUCGAGAAGAAUGUUCUUUCCAGUUCAUCUGCUCGCCUGAAAGAGAUGUUCAGCCUUGCAUCAAAGCAGCUCUCACACGCCAGAUAGGAUCAUACACCUGUGGCAAUCCCUGUGCAUAAUACUGAGAUGACUGAACAUUUCUGACCGCCGCUACGACCCCCUGUACAUACAUUGCUUGAUUGAAGAUACACACGGGCGACUGAUUCAUUUGUUAGACGAGUUUACAGUCAGCUUUGCAGAUCCUGCAGUAGUUGAGCCAUUGCUUUGGCUGAAAUCACGAUUAUACCCAAUAGCUUUCUUUGUUGUACUGUAUCUGACAAGAUGUUGAACCAGUUUGCACACCAUGAUACCAGCAUCGUCAAGCUGCAGUGAUGAAUUACGACGAGGGCCUUGGGUUUGUUUCUCCGUAGGUAUGUUUUAGUGUACAUAGGAUGCCGUUAUUUACCUAUGUGUGCAUCUUUUCUUUUGUUCAUGGAAUCGGGUCAGCUCAACUCUUUUUCUUAACGAUCACAUGUUGAACUCUUCUUUUUAGAUCAUCACAUGUUGAAUUGUACAGAAGGAGGAAAUAAAUUGUUCAAAUAAAAUUCUGAUAUUACCGACAGUCAA